Chrysochloris asiatica (Cape golden mole) is the source of this 1606-nucleotide messenger RNA. RefSeq names its product intraflagellar transport 57 homolog (Chlamydomonas) (gene IFT57). The coding region runs from base 102 to 1391 and encodes 429 amino acids. Gene Ontology annotation, cellular component: intraciliary transport particle B; centrosome; Golgi apparatus. The transcript is spliced from 11 exons. Lineage: Eukaryota; Metazoa; Chordata; Mammalia; Afrosoricida; Chrysochloridae. Gene Ontology annotation, biological process: intraciliary transport; non-motile cilium assembly. The record is from RefSeq and is a predicted model, not a curated record.
GUAACGCGUCGCAGCGGUCCUGGCUGUGACUUCUAGGACGGCUGAGACCCGGGAGGUUUGUGGAACUGAAUCCCCUCCAGGGUCUUUAUGUUUGUUUUGUGAUGGCUGCGGCCACUGCAGUGGUCACGCCUUCGGGUCUGGAUGAUGGGGUGUCUCGGUCUCGCGGCGAAGGGGCUGGAGAGAUGGUCGUGGAGCGAGGGCCUGGAGCGGCCUACCACAUGUUCGUGGUGAUGGAGGAUUUGGUGGAGAAGCUGAAGCUGCUCCGCUAUGAGGAGGAAUUCCUCAGGAAGAACAACAUGAAGCCCCCAUCCAGACACUAUUUUGCAUUGCCUACCAACCCUGGUGAACAGUUCUACAUGUUUUGCACGCUAGCUGCUUGGCUGAUUAACAAAGCAGGACGUCCCUUUGAACAGCCUCAAGAAUACGAUGACCCUAAUGCAACAGUAUCUAACAUAUUAUCAGAGCUUCGAUCAUUUGGAAGAACUGCAGAUUUUCCGCCUUCAAAAUUAAAGUCUGGUUAUGGAGAACACAUAUGCUAUGUUCUUGACUGUUUAGCUGAAGAAGCAUUGAAAUAUAUUGGUUUCACCUGGAAAAGGCCAACAUACCCAGUAGAAGAAUUAGAAGAAGAAACUGUACCAGUAGAUGAUGCAGAACUAACAUUAAAUAAAGUGGAUGAAGACUUUGUGGAAGAAGAGACAGACAACGAAGAAAACUUUAUUGAUCUCAAUGUUUUGAAGGCCCAGACCUUUCGCUUGGAUAUGAACGAAUCUGCCAAACAAGAAGAUAUUUUAGAAUCUACAACAGAUGCUGCAGAAUGGAGUCUAGAAGUGGAACGUGUACUACCACAACUGAAAGUCACGAUUAGGACUGACAAUAAGGAUUGGAGAGUCCACGUUGACCAAAUGCACCAGCACAAAAGUGGAAUCGAAUCUGCUCUAAAGGAGACCAAGGGGUUUUUGGACAAACUGCACAGUGAAAUAAGUAGAACUCUGGAAAAGAUUGGCAGCCGAGAGAAAUACAUCAACAAUCAGCUCGAGCACUUGGUUCAAGAAUACCGUGCAGCUCAAGCCCAACUGAGUGAGGCUAGGGAGCGAUACCAGCAGGGAAACGGAGGAGUCACUGAAAGGACCAGGCUCCUAUCUGAGGUAACAGAAGAAUUAGAAAAGGUAAAACAAGAAAUGGAAGAGAAAGGCAGCAGCAUGACUGAUGGUGCUCCUUUGGUGAAGAUUAAACAGAGCUUAACAAAACUGAAGCAAGAAACUGUUCAGAUGGACAUUAGAAUCGGUGUUGUGGAACACACUUUGCUGCAGUCAAAACUGAAGGAGAAGUCCAACAUGACACGGGAUAUGCAUGCAACAAUCAUUCCAGAAUCUACAAUAGGCUCUUAUUAAAGCAGUUUGUUUUCCAUGCUUCUGAUUCAUUGUUUUUUAUAUCAAAUUAUAGCUCAUGUUGCAUUGUUUUCAAAACACAAUUAUGUACAUCUUAAAGUGUGUCCAACGAGUAUUUUUAUAUGUACACAUACAUUUUAUCAUAGUGAUUAUGGAUGAUUGAAGCCUUUAAAUUGAAUACAAUAUUUAAUAAACGAAUUAAAAAGGCUCACUUUCAA